AAUGUUAGCAUUAAAACACAAAGUGGCAGGUGUCUCUUGCGAUCUGCAUCUCGGAAACCCAAGGCGUCAGCUCAAAUAACUGCACCGAUCAAAAGCCAAAAGAAGAAGACGACUAAGAAGAGGAGGGGGAGGAGGAAGGAAGGAAACAUAAGCAACUGAUCAUAACACGGAAAUGAGCUCGCAAGCUGAGGAGGAGGAGGAGGAGGAGGAGGAGCGUCAAGGAGAACAAGCACGACACCGUUUUUACUACAGCCCCUGCUCUCUGUUUGAGCACGCCAUCAAGGCUUUCCUCAAGUGCCUAGGACUGCAUGACGAUCAUCAUGACUACCACUCCGGCGGAUCCGCUGUCACUGAUGAUCAAAACCACCACCACCACCCUCACCCUCAUCCUCACCCUCACCGGGAUCCACACACCGAAAGAGAAAUGAAAUUCACUGUACACACUGAAGAGGCGGUUAUAGUGAUGGCUGCUGCAAGGUCAGCAACAAGAGUACCAACAAGCAUAGCAAGAGCACGGCCGAAGAAUCAUAAUAAACCACCUUUAAGCUCCGGUAAAGGUGGUCAGAUUAAUUAACUGUUAUUUUUUCACGAUCUACUUAAUUCGUAGAUAGUUGUCUUGUCCACCUUAAUAUUAUUAUAACAUAUGCAUGCAUGGACUAGCUGCUGCUUCUUUCUUGCUUUCUUCUUCUUCUUUGAUUUCUCUGCGCGCGUUUGUAUAACUUUAAUUAAUCAACAUCUCUUUCCAAUCAAAUAUAUCUGCUGCAACUCA
This is a messenger RNA of Pyrus x bretschneideri (Chinese white pear), 769 nucleotides long. Its product is annotated as elicitor peptide 6-like. NCBI's taxonomy places the organism in Eukaryota, Viridiplantae, Streptophyta, Magnoliopsida, Rosales, Rosaceae. The record is from RefSeq and is a predicted model, not a curated record. Gene Ontology annotation, biological process: innate immune response. The coding region runs from base 173 to 574 and encodes 133 amino acids. The transcript is spliced from 2 exons.